AUGAAUAGAGGUGUUUUGCAGAGCUCACCGGUGCAAAAGAUGGUGGCUGCCGGCAGCCCCAACUGGCCGUGGACGAUGGAUAAUAAUACAAGGCCUCCCUCCCUUCUGCCACAAUCUUUUAUAAAUCCACCUUUGAAUUAUGUACCUCAGUUCACUGCACCAUAUCCUUCUUCAUGGAAUGAUAGCCAGGAACUUCCUGAAUCAUGGAGCCAACUACUAGGGGGGUUGGUUGGUGAAGAAGAGAAGCCUAGUUUGAGCCAUUUGCAGGCGAAAAAGGUCGAAUAUAUAGAACAACUGCUGAAUCAGCAGACUUCCAAUGGCUCUGCAAAUGUUGAUGUAAAGCAAGAACUAAGCUCAAAAACUUUAUCUCCGAAGUCGUGUGUCACCGCUUUGAGAAAUAACAUGAUGGAUUUUUCUAACAAUCCAGAUCUGAAACAUCCACAGCCAGAUCGUUCGUCUGAUUGCAACAACACAGCCACAGGUGGGGUAGCCAAGAAGGCCAGGAUUCAACCUUCUUCAGCCCAGUCCACAUUCAAGGUGAGAAAAGAGAAAUUGGGAGACAGAAUAACAGCCCUUCACCAGUUAGUUUCCCCGUUUGGCAAGACUGACACAGCCUCUGUGUUGUUCGAAGCAAUUGGAUACAUCAGAUUCCUUCAGAGCCAAAUUGAGGCCCUAAGCUUGCCGUACUUGGGUAUUAAGUCAGGAAAUCUGAGGCAGCAGUACCCUUUUCGAGGAGAGAGGAAUUGUUUAUUUCCUGAAGACCCUGGGCAGCUGUUGAAUGAAAACUGCAUAAAGAUGAAAGGAACAUCUGAGCAGGAUUGUCGUGAAGAGCCAAAGGAUUUGAGGAGUAGAGGGUUGUGCCUAGUUCCCUUAUCCUGCACUCUCCAUGUUGGUAGUGACUUUAAUGGAGCAGAUUAUUGGGCUCCUCCUGCACUUGGAGGAAAUUUUCGAUAA
Messenger RNA from Fraxinus pennsylvanica, 954 nucleotides. The record is from the annotation of a GenBank genome assembly. NCBI's taxonomy places the organism in Eukaryota, Viridiplantae, Streptophyta, Magnoliopsida, Lamiales, Oleaceae.